This is a messenger RNA of Linum trigynum, 2559 nucleotides long. The record is from the annotation of a GenBank genome assembly. NCBI's taxonomy places the organism in Eukaryota, Viridiplantae, Streptophyta, Magnoliopsida, Malpighiales, Linaceae.
CUAAAUCAUACCAAAUUGAUAUUUGGAUCGAAUUGAGUCGAAAUAAAUAUAUUUCAAUUCGAUUUUGGUCUUAUGAGUUAUUUUAAGUAUGAAAAAAAAUUAGGACCAAAAUUAAGUUUGGGCCAGAUAAAAUCUAAGCAAAUAUGGUCCUCAUUUUCCUUUGUUUUUGGUGCCUUUUCUUUUAAGUUUUACCCCUUCCAAAUAAAUCGAGAGUUACUAUUCGUCGCCCUAAAUUUUUAAAUUUCGUCGCCCUAAACCAUACAAUUUUACAAAACAACCCUUCAUUUAAUUUUAUGGUUCAACCACCUAGAAUUAAUGCUCCAACCAUCUAACCCAACCCAUUUAACUCUUUCUUCCAACACAAAACAGAAAUAUCAAACCAAAAAUUAAAACCAAACCACACAACAACAAAAUCCAACUACAAUCUUCUACAUUGAUAAAUUUUCGCCGGAUUCUGACGAGUUUGCCGGAGGUAGAGAAGUAGUCGGUCUCGAUCGUCAUAACAUGCAGGGACUCGGACUAAAGGUAAGAUUUCGUUUGCAAUUUUUUUUUCUUCUGGAAAACAAGUCGAGCAUGUUGAAAAUCUGCCUCGACCGGUGGUCAAACAUGUUGAAACCAUGCGUCAGCCAUGGAACGGACGCGUUGUCAACCUGCCCGUUCCAUCCUCCAGGAAUGCUCGCAACAUGCUCGUCCUCCUGUCUCGGCAUGUUUUCAACAUGCUCGACUCACGGUUCUUUCUUGUUUUUAACAUGCCCGUCCCUUGGUCUGGUCUAGUUUUGAACAUGCUCGAGUUAAUUUUGUGAUGUCAUGGACCUUUUUUAAUGAAAAUUCACAUAAAUUAUAAUAUUUAUGUUCAUUAAGUUUCGUUGUUAAUUGUGUUUAUUAGGAAGGAGGAUAAAAAUCUUGUGCCACCAUCAUUUACUAACAAGGAAACUAUUAUGGGUGAUUCGGUAAGUAGUUAUUUUUUAUAAUUUAAUUAUCGUAACAUAAUUGUUGCACAAGUAAAUGUUUUUACCUUGUAUUUCUUGUAGGGUGGAUCCGGAGUUAAUGAGGGUGACAAUGUUGAUUGCACAUCAUUGUUUCUAAGUGAUGUUUAUGAUGCCCAUGAUCAAGCUUGUAAAGCGGCAAAGGAGAUUGCCAUGAGUAAUAGUUUUUCCUUGAUAGUGGCAUCAGUCAAGAGAAACGUUGGAGAAGGCAAUCCGCGGAUCUAUAUGGAUUGCAACCAUGGUAGUAGGAGCAACUCAUAUACGUCUGAUCCCGCAAAGACAACACGGAGCAAAUCUACAACAGGCAAGUUAGAUUGUCGUUUCCGAGUGGUGGUGCAAUCCGUAAAAAUAGAUGGCAAUUGUAAGUGGAGAAUUCAUGGGAUUAAGUCGAGGGGAUUUCACAGUCACAGAUUGGAGGUUUACUCUGAGGGAAGCAGACAAAAGAAUGCUCUUUCGCAGGUGGAAAAAAUGAAUAUUAAGGAGUUGGAGGUAACACAUACUCAGGCGAAAGAUAUCAGAAGUUUGCUCAAUAUGAAGUACGAUGCUCAUCACAACAUGACUCAGAUUUAUAAUGAGACAGCAAAAAUUAGGCGUGAGUGAUUGGGUGGGUUGAAACCUAUGCGGUGGACAUUGAUAGAAGCUCAACGUCUUGGCUACUUUAUUGAGUGUGAAUUUGAUGAUCAACGUCGUGUUACUAGACUCUUCCUAUGCCAUCCUGAGUCGAUUCGGAUGUUGUUGGCAUGGUAUUUUGUUGUUUUGAUAGACUCGACGUACAAGACUAACAAGUAUAAGCAGCCACUGGUUCAGUUGAUUGGUGUUAGUCUGGUGAAGAAGAACUUCAACAUUGGGUUCGCAUUGAUUUACUGGGGCUCAUUGGGUCCGACUAGUUCUCGACAAUGUCGAUGGGGUGACACCAAUGCCAUAUUUUAGUCCACAAUGGACUCAUUUUUGGAAUAUGAGCACAAUUCCGCAUUGAGAUGAGUUAUACCAACAGGAGCAGGAAUUGUAUGCCAUGUGUGGAUUUAGGUGCAAUUAUCAAGGAUUGACAUUUUGUGUUAAAAUGUAUGUGGUUUUAGGUGGAAUUAAUCAAUGAUUUUGUGUUCAAAUUUAUGUGGAUUUAGUUGAAAUUAAUCAAUUGUGUUCACAAUUAUUGUUGCUGAAAAAAUAGACUAGGCGGGUUGAAAACCUGCCUGCACCACGGACCAAACAUUUUACCUACCCAUCUUCACCGUGGGUUGAGCAUGUUGCACACCCACCUGACGGAUGGUGCAGGAAUAUACCCUUCCAACACAGGCCGUGGACAAAGCAUGUUGUGAACCCGCCUUCCUGGAGGUGAGGGCAUAUAUCCUACCCGCCCUCCUGGAGGUCGAGCCAUAUUUUCUACCCUUCUAACCGCUGGUUGAGCCAUAUUCCCUACCCGCCCGAUGGUGCAAGUAAUUUUGUGUGAUCAUUAAAAAUUGUUGUUUGUUGUGUUUUUGUUAGAUAUAUAAGUAGUGGUUAAAAAUUUUAAUUAGUAAAUAAACACUCAAACAUAACACAUCCAAAUGUACCUUAAGAAAUAUUCAACAUCAAU